Molecule: messenger RNA, 5292 nt
Organism: Diaporthe amygdali
Lineage: Eukaryota; Fungi; Ascomycota; Sordariomycetes; Diaporthales; Diaporthaceae
Exons: 10
Coding region: 1-5292 (1763 amino acids)
Biological process (GO): regulation of DNA-templated transcription
Cellular component (GO): nucleus
Molecular function (GO): DNA-binding transcription factor activity, RNA polymerase II-specific; zinc ion binding
Source: RefSeq, a predicted model, not a curated record
AUGGAGCCCCUCUUACCCAACAUCGAAGGCCAGGUCGUGCCUGAUGAGAUUCAGACCUUCAUCGAGCAGUGGCAAAGUGACGAUAUCGACCUCUUCCAGCAGUUUCUCCAUAUCCCGAACGAAGAAAUACCGGUUUAUGUUCAACCGUCCGUAGACGGCCGUGACGACACAUCGACUUACCUUGGCUCAAUGAGCCAUGCGCCAUCCCUGACAUCUGGACAGACUCACGAGUCAAUGGAGAGUGUGAAUGACGACCUCGCAAUCCCGACCUCGAGUCACCACAACCAAAAAUGGCUGUCAAAUCCUAUCACACCUUCCAGCCAGAUUCUCCACGACCACACUCAUACAAUGUCGAGACAGCCGCCCAACCACCAGCCAUACCAGCAGGACAAUACGAGCAGCCCGCCAAGGAUGAUUGCGGAGCAACGUGAGCUCAAAAAGCAACGCGAGCAGGCACGCCGGGGCUCCAAUCUCUCAGCACGUACACAAGGGGCAGGGACCCAAGGAUCUCACAGCGGCUAUGAGGUUACAUCACUACCAUCCAUCAAGGACAUUGUCGCUCAUAGCUCCAGCAUGUCCACUGGCAUAGGCAGUGUCUUCUCAACCUCAGUACACCCUGAUGAGGAUUGGACCAAGAUAUCAGAUCUUGCCGAGCGUAGCCGAAUACUGAACAGAAUCACCCAACGCAAUUACCCCCCAGAGGACCAGCCGCUCACUGGUGAUACCAGAGACUCAGACUCUCUCAACUCUGGUCGGGUGAGGCUUGCAAAAGGAUCUUCAGCACUAGUCUCGACAAAGGAGGCGCCAAAUAAGGACGAGCUGGGGCCGAAGAUCUGGACCGGUACACACUUUCUUCCGCGAUUCGUACGCGCGGCGGAGGUCCCCGGCGAGGGUAUGUGUUAUUUCUAUGAUGAUGGCAGCCACUGCAAGACGGUUGUUGAUGGCGAGACGGUGAACGCGCACUGGGGCGUCACCAAGGCUGGCAAGCCACGCAAGAGGCUGGCGAUCGCUUGUGUGACGUGCAGGGAGAAGAAGAUCAAGUGCGAUCCAGAUUAUCCCCGCUGUGUACAGUGUGAGAAGUUUGGACGGGUAUGCAAGUUCAAGAAUGCCCCACGAGGCUUUGGAAACCACACGAAGAAAGCCAACGAGCUCGAGGAUGAUGGAAAUCCACUUAAGAAUGCAAAUAAUGAUAGUUUGGCUUGGGCGUCUGCUCAAAAGGAGAAAGUUCAGAGCCCGGUUGACGUCACGGCAGAGAAAAUCGUGUUCAAGAGGAGCAGCGAGUAUUCCGGGAAAGGGGACAAGAAAGACGAUAGAGAUUCCAUCCCGUUCGAGGGACAAUUAACACAGCCUAUCAACCGAGGCCAACACAUCGGACCAUACGGACGUCAAACAACUGCAGCUGAUGAUGCUUCCAGGCACGAGAUGCUUGUGAUGAAAGCACCAUCUUACGAUCAACGGGUGCCCGAUCUAAGUCCAGACGAACAAGAUAUGGGCGCGACGAGACAUGUAUCUGCGAUUUCCGCAAAAAAGCCGUUCACGAGUCCAAAAAACAUUGAAAUUGGCAAAAGAACCGGCAUCCACAAUCAUGAGAGCCAUUCUGACACCAUUGAGCCGAAAGAUUUGAGCCAUGGAGCCCACAAAACCUAUCCAGGGCACGAGAUGUUGUGGCAGGACGCUCACUUUGUGUCGUCGACAUUGACGAGCGCCGAGAGCGCCACAAAUAACACCCUGACCUUCGAUGAGAAGGCUACAGACCCACCUGACAUCGUCUCGUGGCCAAUUGCUAUGCCUACUCAUGGCGCCACCAUUUUUGAAAGGGAUGUGGAAAAUGCGAGCUACGGCAAGCAACGGCAUAUUGGGCGCUCACGACCUCUGAAUCAAGAGAAACGGAUGAAAGGCGCUAUCAUGAGAAAACUUGGUUCAUGUCUCGAAUGCCGCCGUAGAAGAGUGCUUUGUCAACCUUGGCAUCACGACAUAGCUUGGGGGGAGGCCGUUGAGGGAUACAUAAACCGUAAAGAGGAUUCGACAGCGAAGGAAAUCGCCCCACAUGGAACCGGAUAUCGCGAGCAGCAAAACUGCGCACCAUUCCAGGAGGGCACUGUUGCAGAUUCCGGCUACAUGUCUGCUUGUGCACCUAGGCCUGAUCAGGAUCUAAAGCCCCACGAGGACCUGAAUGAACAUGACACCAUGAUGUCGCCAGGAGAACAAAACAAACUGGCAGUGGAUCAAAAAUCUGUGUAUACAUCUCUGGAACUGCCUCACGGCUCAGAAUACAUCAGUGAUCUCUGCAAUGAUAUCUACCUGAAGUUGAAGAAUGACUUGCAGGAGCAAUUAUCGGGUCAAGCUCGUUUAAAAAUGCCCAAAUGUCUCCCGGACCUCGUCAAAGCACUCGCCAUCCGAAUUGGCCUCGACAGAUCGAAUCCGUCAGGUCCCUAUAUCAUGCAGUUCCUCCAUGUACACCACAAGGAUAUUGUGGCACAACUCGGAGGCAUUUCUCAAAAUCGGGAAGAAAGCCCAGAGGACGGCUUAUUUGAAGGAGUCCGCGAUGAAGAAGAAGUGGACAUCUUUAGCGAUACCAAGAUGGCUGCACACCGAGAAUAUGUCUUGAGCAGUACGGCGUAUCAAUGGUUCAUCGGAAAUCUGAAAAAGCAGCUGUCGUUGGACUGGGAUUCUGAUGAUUUGAGCGAUGCCAACUCAUUCCACCACUCAAUCAUGUCAAACAUGUCACCGGGAAUAAUCAGCAAGCAUCAACCUCCGGAGAUCCAUCACGCAAAAUUCCACGUCAAACUUCGCCCAGGCGUCUUUCGUCAUUUUCAACGGGGGCCUGUUGACAACUUGGUGACGUUUACAAGCUCUGCGCCAAACAUUGUUCAAGCCUCAACACUACAAGGUUAUCUAGAGCGAACAUGGUCAUCAGGAGACAUGAGCUUAGUCAAACUCAUACAAAUGGUAUUUUGUGCAGCAGACAGAAGUAUCGAGACUGGCAUGUUUGACGACAACACGUCAAUCACAGCACAGAUCGAAAGGCUGGAACACUCUCACUCAACCGAUUUGCUGAUCACAGUCUCUGGUCCCCGGUACUCAAUUUCUCAAUGUGGAGAGCAGCUGGCUUGGCUGGGCGCAGUAAUUCAAACCUACAGGUCCGGUAUCGCCAGCUGCACCUGCAGCCUCGAAACAUCUGCGAGGGUCCCAAAAGCCCCAAGAUCUGGGGAUGCAACAAUCAUCCAGGGCUUUCCCACAACCAAACGACCGCCUCUCUUUCAGGGCCUUGAGCUAGGGCUGACCUGGAUGCUUGAGCUCAUCGGCGCAUCUUGGCCGCCCGUCAUCGAGAACGACAAAAUUGUGUUGAAAGGCUUUCAGCACACGCUUGAGUUGGUCAAGCAAAGUCAAAACGUCUUGCUGUGGCAUACUCUUCACUCGAGCGCGAUAUCUUGUUCAUUCUGCGAAUGCCCUUCUUUCAACGAAAACGAAAAACCAUCUUCUGGUAUUAGAUUCAAGACACUCAUGUGGGCAUGGACUAGUCGACAUAUAAUCUCAAACCCAGAGCGCCUUGGAGUGCCUGUAGCCGCUGCAGGAUGUCCAAUCGAUCAAAGAAUAGGCCAGGAUUGUGCAAAAUCUGAGAUCCAAGACAUUGACAUGCGAGAAGAUCCCGAUCCGAUGCUAUCUCCAGCGGAGAAAAGCGACAAUGUCGUGGAGUCUUCCGGAGAUUCUCUGGACUCAGAUAUGCUGUCAAUAUCAUCCGAAGAAACAGACUGUCUUCCAAUCAUAGACCCAGGAAAUCCUCUCAAACUGAUCAUUGAUGACAUCUCCCUUCGCAUUUUCUCUCAUUACAAGAAGUCCGAAGGGUUCAGAUCAAACCCUCAAUCUGAGCACACAGGAAACAGCGGGGCAGCACAUAAAACAGGCGACUCAUCAACACCAUGUACAACAUCGCAAUCCCAUGGCAUGGAAGUGCGCCGCACUGGCAAGCGAGCCCGACCCGACGAUGAGGAUGAAGACUGGGACGAAGGGGGGUUUCGCAAACCUCCGCGGCCCACGAAACGACCGACACGGUCGCCGAAUAGACUCCGUGUCAAAAUGUUGGCCUGUCCUUUUUGGAAGCUGGACUCUGAAGUUCACAGACUCUGCUUCCACAGGAAGUGCAGCAGGAUCUCAGACGUGAAGUAUCACUUGGCCCGGAAACACAAGCUACCGGCUAUAGAGUACUGCCAACGAUGCUGGACCGCCUUCGAAGGCCAGGCUCACAAAGAGGGGCAUCUCCGUGACCCAUUGGGUCAGGGUUGUAGAUAUAACCCAGCCGCCAGACCUGUAGGAAUUGACAACAAUAUGGCUGCGGCUCUACACAAGAAGUCGAACCCAAGUCAGUCCACAGAGGACCAGUGGUUUGCCAUCUGGGAUAUUGUAUUUCCAGAUCAGCCUAGGCCAUCGUCACCGUACGUCAACGACAGCUUGUCAGAGGAUGCCGUGCAGCUUCAAGAAAUCAUCCUCAACCAAUGGCCACACAUACUAGCUUCUAUCGCAGAAGAAGCCGAGAGAUCGAGUGUUUCGGUCAAUACAGAUAGGCUGGAACAAGAACACUUGAUUCGGGCGACUUUAAACCGGCUCCUGGAUGACUUUUCAGCAGCACAGGAAACGAUGCGGGCAGCCAGAUCGGCCUCGAAUUACCAAAGCCCUGGGGGCCAGACGUCAUCCUCAUCCAAUCGUGCUGAUAGUGCUAUCGAGAUGGGCUCGAACCUGCAAUUCAAUCAACUAUCUUCGAACUCUGGGGAUGAUGCUUCCAUUCUCACUGCCGGUACCACCGAACCUCAUCUCGAAAUUCACCCUCCAGGUCCAAGCCUUGAGAGCACUGGCAUGCAUGGCAGACGCGAAAGGUCAAUCUUGUCUUCAGGUCAAUACAAUGACGUUAUCAACUAUGCCCAACAAGACAUACCAGGACCACUUCCUUCUAUUCGAAGCACUGUCAUCCACGAGCAACUCAGGAUGCCAACUCCAACGAUGAGCCAGAGUAACGAAGUCCCCGUCGGAAAUGGCGUGCACACUAGUAGCAUCUACAGAACUGAUCAUUCUUUCGGAGUUGACUUCACAUUUAAUGACUCAAAUCGCCCAUCGACAGCAGGCCACUGGUCUCAGUUUCCCCCGGGAAGUGGCGAAUACAACGGAAACAUAUCGUGGGGGGACAUGGAAGUUCCGACGGAGUUCGACUGGUCAAUGUUUGAUACCGCCGCGGACAAUACCCCACCGCACACUGACAACACGGGUGGUGGUGAGCAAAGAGAUAUCAUCGAGGGGUGA